Molecule: messenger RNA, 2290 nt
Organism: Amphimedon queenslandica
Lineage: Eukaryota; Metazoa; Porifera; Demospongiae; Haplosclerida; Niphatidae
Product: utrophin-like
Exons: 9
Coding region: 89-2032 (647 amino acids)
Cellular component (GO): plasma membrane
Molecular function (GO): zinc ion binding
Source: RefSeq, a predicted model, not a curated record
AAUUUCAAGUAAUUGUUAGCUGCAAGCAAGCAAGUCUCUAUCAUUUGUUGAAAAAAAAGCAAAAGAGCUUCUCCCUACCUUUGAAAAGAUGAACACUCUCCUUGGUGAACUAGCAACUUACAAUGACAUCAGAUUCCCUCGCUACAGACUCUGUUUCAAACUGAGGCGCCUCCAGACAUGCUUCCUCCUCCACAGGCUCGAGUUAAGCAACCUCCAGGACAUCUUCCACUCAACGGGCCUCCAGCCAUUACCAGUCGACAAUGAAGUGACCGAGUCCCAGCUCUCUCUCAUUAUGGAGGAGAUAUAUGCUGCUUUGAAGAACAACCUCCCAAAAUACAAUCCUUCUAGUCUACAAGAGGCGCACACCACUUGCUUCAAUUGGUUCAUGAUGGCUCUUCAGUGUGGCACUCCAGACAGCCGGGGAACUGUUGGUGUCCUCAAGAUUAUCCUGUGCCUUUUCUGUGGAGGGAAAAUAUCUGAUAAAGCAAAAUACAUGUUUGGAAUUUUGGCUCGCAAUGGCACAGUUGGUCUUGAUGGAUUGCAAUUCUUUUGUGAGUCCAUGCAGCUGUUGGCUAAUUUUCUUCAAGAGAUCCUUUAUCCUGACGUCACUUCGGUUGAUCGUGCGAUGUCCGAGUGUUUAUUCUAUGUCCGUAACCAAGAUGACAUUCAAGAUGAGGAGGAAGAUGGUGGGCUGCAGAGACCAUGGCUGUCUCUUUUGGAGCUAGUCAAGGCAUUCACUGCCUCUCCUCCAUUGAACUUCCUCUCAUGGCUACACCUCUGGACCACUCUCCCUUCAAUAGAGAAAGUAAUUCACCAGGUCAAGUGCAGUAUUUGUAGCAAGAAGACAAUCAAAGGCUACAGAUACCAAUGUGAAGAAUGCUCCAAUUACAAUAUGUGUCAGAUAUGCUUUUUAAAGGGACGCACUUCUGAUGGCCACAAACUCGAGCACAGAGUCUACGAGUGCCAGGACUACAAUAAAAGCUUUAAAAGUCGUAUGGGUUUUUCCUCCUCAGUUAACAGCAAGGUGUUUCGUAUCAUGGAUGAGCCGGCUGAGACCUCAACUAAACUCCGCCUACGAAGCAAAGACCUUAUUGACUACAGUAGCAGCAGCUCUUUGAACAGGCGCUCCGCUAGUUUACUGGAGAGCCCAAUGCAUGGGAGGAGCAGCCCAUCCGUUACACCAGAACCAGUACAUAGACCCACUGUCAUUCGUAUUGGCAGCAAAGACUCUCUCUCAAGCCCGAGACGUGACCAUCAGACCAACUCCACUCGCCGCUUGUCCUACGAGAGCACCAGUAGCUCCGAGGGUGAUGGGCAUGGUCUCGAGGGUGCCAGUAGUCCGGUGAUCGAUGGAGGAUUACGUAAACCUAGUCCAAUCAUCCCAAGCAUAAGGAGAGCUACUCAUGCCGGAGGAUUCGCCACUUUACCCCACCGCUCCCUCCAGAGGAUCGCUGAUGAGGAACUGGGUACCAGUCAUGGUAGGCGGAGUCUUGAUAUCAACACGCAUACUUUCCCACGGUCUGGACUUGGUAUGGCCAAGACCUGCUCUGCCGGUCAUAUCUUGGACAAGAGAGAACAGGAUGAAUUUAACAUGAUUAACAAGAAACUAAGUCUAGAAGUCGACCAGUUGCUACAAGACAUCGAACCAGACCUUAGGGACGGAGCUACUAAAAUGAGUUUCAGCUCUGAUGGAGGAAGCACGAGAGACAGUAUCACGAUACUCAACGAACUGGGACUGGAGGAUUAUGACACUGAUUCAAAUCGAAUCGACGAAGCCACACAAAAGAAGCAACACUUAAGCAUGGAGCUGGACAGUCUUCUUGGACGUGUUAAUCGGCUCCACUCUGGGUUCAUGGGUCUUAAGGAUGGGAACCGAGUCUCUCCUCUACUCCAGCACAGCGUCAUUAACACUGAUGGACACCAGAGGACUGGUAGCCUGGAUUUAAAAGUAGUUGUGACUCCGCCCACUAAAGACGGCUAUCUCUCAACGGGUGCUGAUAAUAGUGGUCAGCGACUGUCAGUAGUAUGGUAAAAUAAUUUGAUUAAUUGGAGAAAUUAUGGCAAUUUAUACUACGUAUUCGCAAUUAAACUCUCUCUCUCUCAAUCUAAUUCAUCAUAAUAAACAAUUCCUCUGUUGUUAUUAUACUGAUUUCCUCUUGUUGUGUCACAUGCACCUGUCGCCACCUGUAUCUUUCCCUCCUUUUUUCUAUAAUGUAUAAUGCUACAUUUUAUUUGUUGCAUGAUUAUUACUAUUUUAAUCUUUUUGUUUCAUUUUUAAUCAUCAAAGUAA